Drosophila suzukii is the source of this 3408-nucleotide messenger RNA. RefSeq names its product cullin 5 (gene Cul5). The record is from RefSeq and is a predicted model, not a curated record. Gene Ontology annotation, biological process: protein ubiquitination; SCF-dependent proteasomal ubiquitin-dependent protein catabolic process. Gene Ontology annotation, molecular function: protein-macromolecule adaptor activity; ubiquitin protein ligase binding. Lineage: Eukaryota; Metazoa; Arthropoda; Insecta; Diptera; Drosophilidae. Gene Ontology annotation, cellular component: SCF ubiquitin ligase complex; Cul5-RING ubiquitin ligase complex.
UUUAAUCGGUCAUCGACCGUGCACUCACCAACACUGGCUGGCCGAUAGCCAUUUAAUUACAAAAAAUAAAUAUAAAUGAAGUGAAGCGGACGCAGCAAUAAAAACAAAGAGAGAUUGCUACGAUCAAAAUGCUACGGGCAAUCGGGAAACGGGACAGGGACAUCUUCGAGGAGGUUUGGCCGGACAAAAGACGGAUAGUGUUGAAGCUGCUGCGCCAGGACACUGUGUCGCAGCGCGAGUGGCAGGACCUGUUCUUCGGCGUCCACUUCGUGUGCCUGUGGGACGAGAAGGGUGCGUCCAAGAUCUACGACUGCCUGCAGCAGGACAUCGUCGAGUUCAUCGUCCAGGCGCAGAGCCAGGUGCAGGCCCAGCGGGGCGAGCAGGCCCUCCUGGCCACCUACAUUGUGGAGUGGCGCAAGUUCUUCACACAGUCCAACUACCUGCCGCUGCCCUUCCGUCAGCUGGAGCAGUCGCCCCAGGUUAAGCCCUCGUCCAGUGGCAGCAGCUCCUCCGCCACCGUUUCCGCCUCGGGAGCGAGUACGAGUGCUGCCGCGGCGGCAGCAGCCUCCUCCUCCGCCGCCGCCUCCUGCAGUGGUCAAGCCGCGAAGUCGGGAGCCUCCACCUCAUCCGCCGCUGGAGCCUCCACUUCUGCCGCUGCCGCUGCUGCCUCCACAUCCGCCUCAACUAGCUCAGCAGCCGCGGCUGCAGCGGCCUCCGGGAGCGGGAGCACCAGCAGCACUUCGAAGAAAAACCCCACGGAGGACAGCCCUGUGCGGAAGCUCAUGCUGGACUCCUGGAACAAGCACAUCUUCCACGACAUCAAGCACCGCCUGCAGGAGUCGGCCAUGAAGAUUGUGCACGCCGAGCGGAACGGCGAUGCCUACGAUGCCCAGCUGGUGGUGGGUGUGCGCGAGAGCUAUGUGAAUCUCUCCUCGAAUGUCGAGGACAAGCUGGAGAUCUACAGGGAUAACUUCGAAAUGGCCUACCUCAAGGCCACGGCCGAGUUCUAUCGCCUGAAAUCCGCGGAGCAACAGCAGGAGAACGGAGUGCUGGCCUACAUGAAGUACGCCGACUCCAAGCUGCGAGAGGAGGAGGUGCGGGCCAAGCGGUACCUGGAGCCCAGCAGCUUCAGCAUACUCACCUACACGCUGGUCAAGGUGCUCAUAGUGGAUCACCUGAACUCCAUUAUCGCCGAGUGUCCGGCCUUGAUCAGGGACUACGAAACGGAGCGAUUGAAUCUCAUGUUCCGCCUUAUGGACCGGGUGCUGCAUAACGUGGGCGUGGAAACCAUGAUGGGCGACCUGCAGCGGCACAUCAUAACUGCCGGACUGGCCGACAUGCUCUCCGCCUCGGAGGUGAUCACCCAGGACUCGGAGAAGUACGUGGAGCGGCUGCUCGAGCUGUUUAACAAGUUCAGCGACCUGGUGCGCAACGCCUUCAACGACGAUCCCCGCUUCCUCACUGCCCGCGACAUCGCCUUCAAGACGGUGGUCAACGACACCAGCGUGUUCAAGAUGGAGCUGCCCACGAGUAUCGCCAAUAGAGGUGUGAAAUACACGGCGCCGGAGAGCAAAUGCCCGGAGCUGCUGGCCAACUACUGCGACAUGCUGCUGCGCCGAACGCCGCUCAGCAAGCGCCUCACUAGCGAGCAGAUCGACGCUCGCCUGCGCGAUGUUCUAUUGGUCCUGAAAUACGUCAACAAUAAGGACGUCUUCAUGCGCUACCACAAGGUUCAUUUGACGAGACGUUUGAUUCUGGGAACCAGUGCGGAUAGCGAAAAGGAGGAGGACAUUGUCGAGUGGCUGCGUGAGGUCGGCAUGCCGGCGGACUACGUGAAUCGGCUGGCACGAAUGUUCCAGGACAUAAAGGUCAGCGAAGAUCUUAAUACUCAAUUCCGCACGUCGAUAAGGCGGCACGAUGCUAUCAACAUUAAAAUACUCAACGCAGGGGCCUGGGCCCGCUGCUCGGAGCGUGUGUCGGUCUCACUGCCCAUCGAGCUGGAGGAUUACAUCCCAGAUGUGGAGGAGUUCUACAAGAAGAAGCAUUCCGGCCGUAAGCUGCAGUGGUAUCAUCACAUGAGCAACGGCACCAUCACCUUUGUGAAUAACUUUGGCCGUUACGAUCUGGAUGUGACCACCUUCCAGAUGGCCGUCCUGUUUGCCUGGAAUCAGCGUCAGCACGACAAGAUCUCCUACGAGAAUCUCCGCCUGGCCACGGAGCUACCAGAUCCCGAACUGAGACGAACUCUGUGGUCUCUAGUGGCGUUCCCCAAAAUCAAGAAACAGAUUCUGUUAAUGGAACCGGCGGCCAUCAGUUCGCCCAAGGACUUUGCCGAGAACACAGUGUUCUAUAUCAAUCAAGAGUUUGCCAUUGUCAAGAAUGGCAAGUCCCAGCGACGUGGAAAGCUCAAUCUCAUUGGGCGACUGCAGUUGAGCACGGAACGCUCGCAGCAGGAGGACAAUCAGUCCAUUGUGCAACUGCGCAUCCUGCGCACACAAGAAGCCAUCAUCAAGAUAAUGAAGGUGCGCAAGCGGAUGAACAACGCAGCGCUGCAGGGUGAACUCAUCGACAUACUGAAGAACAUGUUCCUGCCGUCCAAGAAGAUGAUCAAGGAGCAGCUGGAGUGGCUCAUCGAGAACAAGUACAUGAGACGAGACGACGACGACAUCAACAUGUUCAUCUACGUGGCCUAAUCACCUGCUCCUGAUCCCGGCUCUAGUCUCAGUCCCGUCUAAGCAAUCAUUCCCAUUUCCAUUCCCUCACACGCUACUCAAAAAAUAUCGCCGCAGCGAUUUUAAUCUCAACGCCGACGUGCUCAAAGCACGCGCCCUGUUUCUGUUUAUAUGGAAUUGGAUAAUUGUAUUAUAUGGAAACGUGAUUCGCUACUGACAUUGCGUCCUCAGAGCAUUUAAAAGACCCACAUUUCAAUCUAAAGCCGCUUCUCGUGUCCACAUCCUGUAUUCAUAUAUGUAUUCGUAUUUGUGAAACUUUGUAUUUUUAUAUUGGCCCCCCUGGCUGCACAGGUGUGUAGCUCUAGGUAUUAUGUUUUGUGCGGUAAUUGCACCCUGAAAUUCCACGCCCACGCCCUGCCCCCGAGUAAUAUCGAUCGAUAGCGUUAAUCUAAUCAACCUGCUGUUUUCUAUGUGUGUAGUUCUCCCCUGUUUGUUUCCGUUGCCUGGUCUUCUGUUGAUUCUUGGGUAUUUUGCAAUGUUCCACGUGAGACUCACACACCCCCACAGGGAUUGUAACCUCGAGCGGAGGCCAAAUCCUCGCCUCCGGUCACUCCCAGCAUGGAAUGCCUAAUCACACACAAACACUCACACACACGCGAUCGCAAAACUACAACUAAAAUAGCAAUACAUUAAGUUUAAGUUAAUGAAUAAACUUGGUUCUACACAUAAUGAAGGC